Oryza sativa Japonica Group (Japanese rice) is the source of this 4483-nucleotide messenger RNA. Its product is annotated as replication protein A 70 kDa DNA-binding subunit B-like. Lineage: Eukaryota; Viridiplantae; Streptophyta; Magnoliopsida; Poales; Poaceae. The record is from RefSeq and is a predicted model, not a curated record.
AUGUCACUGCAGUACCCACUUCUCUUCCCAUAUGGUGAUGUUGGUUUUCGUGCUGGCAUUAAGCUUAGAGAGGUAGAUGAUCAGCCGCCUGCGAGUCGUGAUGAGGCGUCCAUGCUUGAAUAUUAUCGGUAUGAGUGCCACUACCGAAAGGAUGAGCCCAACCUAUUUACUUGUUGUGGUAGACUUUCUGAUCAGCUCGCUGUUAAUGCUUUCUCAUGUAUCGAGACAUCUCGCCUCAACUUCCAUACUCUGAGCCAGAAGAACCUUCGCUCUGAAACACAUUAAGGUAUAUCUGAUGCUGUUGGUAGGGGAGACACUAAUGGAAAAGAUGUUGGUAUAAAGGUAAUUCUGCCAUCAAGUUUCAUUGGAGGAAGGCGAUACAUGGUGCAAAAUUACCAUGAUUCAAUGGCGUUGUGCGGUGCCUACGGUCCUCCUCACAUAUUUUCAACUUUCACAUGUAAUCCUAAAUGGCCAGAAAUUGCUCAGGCGAUUCGUUUUGAGCUAGGCCAGAAACCAAAUGAUAGAAGUGAUAUGGUCACACGUGUUUACCAUAUGAAGCUAGAUGAGUACAUUACAUAUAUUAAGAAUGGACAGGCAUUCGGUCCAAUACAAGCUGUUGUAUACACUGUCGAGUUCCAAAAAAGGGGAUUGCCGCAUUCUCAUACAUUAACAUGGCUCAUGGGUCAAUCUGGAGAUCCUUCACCUGCAUUCAUUGAUAGCCUUAUAAGUGCUGAGAUACCAGAUAUAGGCACUGAUAAAUUUGGGUUUGGUCUUGUUGAUGAAUUCAUGAUACAUGGCCCAUGUGGUGAGCACAAUCCACAUUCUCCUUGCAUGAAAGAUGGUAGGUGCUCAAAGGGGUAUCCAAAACAAUUCUGUGAUGUGACUUCCAUAGAUGAUGAUGGCUAUCCUAUCUAUCGAUGACGCAACAAUGGUCGCUAUGUGGUAAAGAAUGGAGUUAAGCUGGAUAAUCGGUGGGUUGUCCCUUAUAAUCUAGCUCUUCUCAAGAAAUUUCAAGGUCAUAUCAAUGUGGAAUGGUGCAAUAAAACGUACCUUAUCAAGUACCUUUUUAAGUAUGUAAAUAAAGGAAGUGAUUGUACUGCGUUUGCUUUCAAGCAGAAGGAUUUAGAGGAGGCAGACACUAGCAGCGCCAACAAUGGUGGGAUAGAUGAGGUUAUGCAGUACAUCAAGUCUAGAUAUCUAUCAACUUGUGAAUCAUACUGGAGAUUAUAUGGGUUUGAGAUACAUGGAAGAACUCCUUCUGUUGAGCGGCUUGUUGUGCACAUGCCCAAUAUGCAGUUUGUGAUAUACCAUGAAGAGGUUGACCUUGAAGAGGUUAUAGAAGACCCUGAUUCUUCCAGAACUAUGCUUACUGAAUGGUUUGUUGCUAAUCAACGACACAUCUUUGCCAGGGAUCUCACAUACUGUGAGUUUCCCUCCAAGUUUAACUGGGACUCCGACAAAAAAGUCUGGACAAAACGUAAAAGAGGAACCAAAAUAGGGAGGUUAAGGCAUAUUCAUCCAAGUGCUGGGGAGCCAUUCUACCUUAGAAUGUUGCUGAUGGUAGCUCGAGGUUGCAUGACUUUUGAAGAUGUCAGGACAUACCAAGGUGUGACAUAUAGCACCUAUCGUGAAGCUUGCCAGGCACGUGGUCUUAUUGGUGAUGAUGCUGAAUGGGUUCAUCUCUUUGAAGAGGCAGUUAUCUGGGCUACUGCAUACCAACUCAGGAACCUAUUCAUGACUGUUCUAGCACAUUGUGAUGUAGGUGAUGUUAGGGUUUUGUUUGAUAAAUACUGGAAGUAUAUGGCAGAUGAUUUUGCUUACAAGCUAACCAAAGCUCUUGGAGUACAGCGUAGAGCUAUUCCGGAUGUUAUGUUACAGAACACCUUGCUCAAAGAAUUGGAUGGCAUUUUCUCAAAUAAUGGCUUAUUAAUCUCAUCAUUCGAUCUCCCGACACCAGCUGAAUGUUCGGAUACCAGUGCAGGAAAUAGGCUUAUUUUAGAAGAGCUUAGUUUCAACCAAGACAGCCUCCAUGAAGAGUCUAUGUCCAUGUAUGCCAGCUUGAAUGAUGACCAGAAGAAGAUAUAUGACAAGGUCUUUGACAGGCUAGCUCAUAAGGAAAAAUGUAUUUUCUUUAUAUCUAGACAUGGUGGAACAGAAAAGACAUUCUUGUGGAAUGCUAUUAUGGCAAGGCUGAGGUCAAGAGGCGAGAUCGUUCUUGCAGUUGCUUCUUCUGGAGUCGCAGCUCUGCUCAUGCCUGGUGGAAGGACAGCUCAUUCACGCUUUCGAAUACCUAUAGAUAUACAUGAUCAGUCCAUGUGUGGUGUUCGUAGAGGUACAAUACUUGGAGAUCUUAUUAAGAAGGCAUCAUUGAUUAUAUGGGAUGAGGUGCCUAUGACAAACAAGCUAUGCUUCGAGGUGCUGGAUAGAACUCUUCGGGAUAUUCAGUCCACUGAUGAUGCAAGUAAUGCGCAUAAGCCAUUUGGAGAUGGAUUACAGUCUCCUAAAGGAUGUCACACAGGAAUCACACCGUUGGCGCGUACGAGUGCGGGCAACCCGCUUCUCGGAGUUCACCACAGCUAAUGAGCCUGACAAGAUUUUGCGCCUUGAUUUAGUCCUGCUUGAUGAGCAGGGCGACAUGAUGGAUGCGCAAAUCCCAGGACGCCGCGUUGUUCAAUUCAAGCCUUUGCUAAAGGAAGGCGCUGUGUAUUACAUCAAAUACUUCGAAGUCGCCGAGGCACGCCCCCAGUAUAGGCCUGUUGAUCGACUGUUGAUGGCAAAGUUCACUGCUCACACAACCGUUACAGAAGAUACUGGACCACCAUCCACGUUCCCAUCUUAUGCCUGCAAAAUUCUUUCUUUUGAUGAACUCAGAGCUCGGGCUUACAAGAAAGAUAUUAUUUCAGAUGCUAUAGGCAUAAUGACAGCCAUCGGGCCAGUGCAGACUGUUUCUUAUGCAGGUGUUAUGAAAGCUGUGCUUAAUGACCAUAUAACCAAUGGAAGAGAAACUGUCGUCGUGGCGUUAUGGGGUCCCCAUGCUACACAAUUCCACGCUGAAAACUUGCAGCAGCAAGCAGACAAUGGACAUGUUGUCAUGUUAUUUGUUGGUUUAACUGUUAAAUUUCGAGACCGCCAGCUAGCCCUACAGGGUAGCACUGUCUGUAGAUGGUAUCCUAACGCACCAAUCCAGGAAACAAUCUCCCUCAUAAGCAGCCUUCACGGUAACCCACAGGUGGUCAGGAUGAUAGAGGCUAACUUCGGUCAAAAGGAAGCUAUAAAUGUCAAAGUUUCUGAUAUUUGUGACCUUAAUCCCCAUGAGGCCUUGGGCAAUAGCUAUGUUGUCAAUAUAAUCAUCAGGGACUUGGUUCCUGCUGAGCCUUGGUGGUAUAUAGCAUGCAGCACCUAUAAGAGAGGCACAGCUAGAGAAGGAAACGCAUAUAAAUGCCCGAGAUGCAGCACUGAUGCAAUAGAAACAAGGUACAGAGUAGUUAUCAUGGGUAUCGAUCCAUCGGAUUUGGCAAACGAUCAAGCCAAAGCUGCUGAGUUUACCUUCUUUGGAGAAAUCGGUGAACAAUUGAUUGGCAGGCCUGUUCUUAACCUGGUUGCAUCUGUUCAUGGAGCACGAGAUAUAGUACCACCAGAGAUCAAAGCAAUUUUUGGCAGACAAUAUGUCAUUAGAACUAGUGUGUCACGUGGCUCAUUGCAAAGAAAUCGGGUAUCCUACCAGGUGGAUUCCCUUAUGCUACCCCACCCAGAUCCAAGCCAUGCAAUUUGUCUACCCAGCCAUGAUACUUGCAUGGGCUCUUCUGGACAUGGCUCAACAUCAGCUAAUGCAGUUGAACCACAUGCCAUCGUUUUGUCUUCUACUCAAUCUAUGCCACCUUCUACGCCGUUUGUGCUUCCAGAUACAAAGGACACAAGGGACAGCCAUGGUGAUCAGCAUGAGGCAACACCACCUACUCCACAGGUCAUAGCUAUAGCACAUCUAGAUAAAAAACGUAAAUCUUCUAUGGCUGAUGAGAAUCUUGGCCAUGGAGGCUCAUCUCCUGAUGAACAUGAUCGUCGCAAGCCUUCUGUUGUGCACACACUGUUCGUAGACAAGCUGCCACCAGAGCUGCCAAAAUGACUUGAGCCUCCCAUGUGAUAUCCCCAGAGCGAAGUGACCUUUUGCACCUGGCAUGGCAACGCGCAUACUUCUCUCCCUGAUUGAAGCAAAGCUAAAAUACUUUGGUCAAUCUAUUUUGCAGUGCCAACAUAGAAAAGAGAAAUGUUCUUUUGCGCAAGCCAUUAGACCAAUCGAUAUUAGUUUUACCUGUUACGGGCUCACUACCCCUAAUAGCUAGCCAAAUGAUAAAUGAAUUAGUAUCAGCAAUGUUUGGUGUCUGUAAUAUAUGCACGUUCUAACAAAUAUCACUGCAAGUGAUAAGACAUAGUCUUAUUAAUAGUACUAUAUCUAUUCCGCUUAUACUACUUCCUUCCUGAGCAA